AUGAGCCGCCACUUAAAAGCUUUGAUCGGUCCUAGCAUUCUUAAUGCAGACUUAUCAAUAUUGUAUGAAGAAUCACAAAAAUUACUAAAUAAUGGCGCUGAUUACUUACACUUAGAUGUAAUGGACGGUCAAUUUGUCCCCAAUCUAACAUUUGGUCACCCAGUAGUAAAAUGUUUGCGUGGAAAAAUUAAAGAUGCUUUCUUUGAAACCCAUAUGAUGGUAUCAAAUCCAGAACAGUGGAUUAUUCCCAUGGCUGAUGCUGGUGUAAAUCAAUAUACAUUUCAUAUAGAGCCAGUAAACAAUGUAGAAAAUGUGUGCAGAAAAAUAAAAGAAAAUGGAAUGAAGGUAGGUUUGGCAAUUAAACCAGGAACACCAGUAGCAGAGGUAGAGAAAUAUAUAUCUAUAUCAGAUAUGGUAUUGAUAAUGACUGUAGAGCCUGGAUUUGGUGGACAAAAAUUCAUGGAAGAUCAAAUGAAAAAAGUUACAUAUUUAAGAGAACACUAUCCCUUACUAGAUAUUGAGGUUGAUGGUGGAGUGGGACCUUCAACUAUAAAUUGUUGUGCUAAUGCUGGAGCUAAUAUGAUAGUAUCUGGAACUGCUAUAAUUGGAGCACAAGAUCAAGCUGCUACAAUAAAAUUACUGCGAGAUACAGUGCAACAAGCCAUUGAUAAA
Molecule: messenger RNA, 672 nt
Organism: Brenthis ino (lesser marbled fritillary)
Lineage: Eukaryota; Metazoa; Arthropoda; Insecta; Lepidoptera; Nymphalidae
Source: the annotation of a GenBank genome assembly